Molecule: messenger RNA, 573 nt
Organism: Malus domestica (apple)
Lineage: Eukaryota; Viridiplantae; Streptophyta; Magnoliopsida; Rosales; Rosaceae
Source: RefSeq, a predicted model, not a curated record
CCUUUGAAGCACUUCCAGUUCUUCAGAGGAGUCCAUGGCAGAAACUUCUAAUCUGAAAGUACAGGUUGCAGUUCUCAACAUGGUUGCUGAAUUGUCCCGAAACGAAAGGAGUGCUUCAGCAUUGGAAGUUGUCCUCAAGAAGGUCAGUGGUCUUGUGGUAGGGAUAGCUUGUAGUGGCGUGGUUGGUCUUCGUGAUGCAUCCAUAAAUGCCCUUCAAGGCCUUGCAUCCGUCGACGCUGAUCUCAUUUGGCUUCUUCUAGCUGACGUUUACUACUCUAUGAAGAAAAAAGAUAUGCCUCCACCCCCCACGUCCGAUAUACCGGCAAUCUCCCAAAUUCUGCCCCCACCCUCGUCUCCGAAAGAGUAUCUUUACGUGCAGUAUGGAGGGAAGAGUUACGGUUUCGAUAUUGACUUCAGUUCUGUAGAAAUAGUUUUCAAGAAACUGCACUCUCUGGUUUUUAUUAACCAAAUGUACAGUUAGAAAAUUCACGUUAUCAUAGUUCAUGUACAAAUUUAACAUUCGUUGCCGGAAUUAAUCCCAAUUAACAAAGUAAAAACCUUUUUAUGCACGUA